This is a messenger RNA of Linum trigynum, 483 nucleotides long. NCBI's taxonomy places the organism in Eukaryota, Viridiplantae, Streptophyta, Magnoliopsida, Malpighiales, Linaceae. The record is from the annotation of a GenBank genome assembly.
AUGGCGGCGACCGGGUCAGGAGGAGGGGCAGCCGGGACCACCGUAGGGCAGGCAGCGGUCGAGCGAGUGGGCCCCGAUGCUGAAGGGCCUCGUAAUGGGCCCGGGCUGCUACCGAAUCUGAAGGCUGAGGAGAUCGCGGCCAUACGGGGUAAGGCGAAGAUGUCGGGCUACGACAACGUGGUCCAGAAUCCGUGUUUCAACCCAAUGGGCUCACAACCCAUGGAGCGUGAGAUGGGCCGAGUGCAACGGGCCGGGGGCGGGUUCGAUCGGGCAGGCGGGGCAGAUCGGGUCAUGGUGAACUGGGGGCCAAAUGGCCGAACCGGAUCGGGCUUGGUCGAAGGCAUUCGGACCGGGGCUGGGUGGACCGAAUUCGGUUGGACCGUUGACGGGUGGACCGAGGAGGGUCGACCCGGGGCAGGGUGGACCACCAAUGGCCAAAUCGGGGUGGGCGGCCCAAAAGCGAACCCCACCGGUUCGGGUUGA